Messenger RNA from Lachnellula hyalina, 4095 nucleotides. RefSeq names its product putative beta-glucosidase I. The transcript is spliced from 10 exons. Gene Ontology annotation, biological process: glucan catabolic process. Gene Ontology annotation, molecular function: beta-glucosidase activity. The record is from RefSeq and is a predicted model, not a curated record. Lineage: Eukaryota; Fungi; Ascomycota; Leotiomycetes; Helotiales; Lachnaceae. The coding region runs from base 1 to 4095 and encodes 1364 amino acids.
AUGCUGGAUCGCCUAAACCAAAUCAUUGAUAUUCUGCACACCUCUGCAGUGCCUGGCGCUCUUCUGCAACAGCAAUCAUCAGAAGCCUUCAAUACAAGCCAUCAUGGACAAGAUGAGAGUAUCUGGGAUGAAGUUUCUUCCAUUUCCGCGGGCUUUCAAAGAGCUCAAGAGUCUCAGAUGAAGGACAAUGAAUACACCCCAGCUAUAAGCCAACAUAUUUCCUCGCAAAACGCGACGAUAUCUGUAGGAGAUCUAUCAUCGACAGAUUACUUGCGUAUUCCUCCUUGCGCGACAAGCACCAGCGGUAUCUUACAGUGGCCAGUCUUUGAAGCUGAAUUCCCACUCAACUGUCUAAAUACUAGCUUUGUUCCAUCAUAUGAUGAACAAGCCGAGCACUCAGAAAUAAACAGCGUUCGGUCCUCUGCCGCUGGAUUUGGUAUUCAGGAAGAAGAAAUUGAGGGUUUGGUUGAAGACUUCCUUACAUUUGUUCACAUCAAGAAUCCAAUCCUACACCCUGACACCUUGCGGUCGUAUGCACGGAAAGUGGCAGAGAAUGGUCCCCAAUGGGAUUCUAAAUCUUGCUUAGUGUAUCUUACAUGCGCGCUGGGCUGCCUCGCUCAAGCUUUUGAGCUCAAAGGGUUUAGUCCUCUAGACCCAUCAACCACACAGAAGCGCAACUCUGCUAGCCAUGAUAAUCAUAAGCUGCGCCGUGCGGCAGCUUACUAUAAUAUCGCUCGAAAGCGGAUAGGUCUGCUAGUACCAUCUUUAAUAACCGCUCACUGCGUCUUCUUUUCGGGAGUUUAUCUGAUGUAUAAUAUGCAGCCGCUUCAGGCGUGGUAUAACUUCUACCAGGCCGCUACUCUAACACACAUGUGUCUCAAGUCAAGCGCAUCUACAGAUGAAAAAACUAUCAGGCUAGAGCAGUGUCUUUAUUGGUCAUGCUUCAAAUCCGAAUGCAACAGCGAGAUGGGAGGAGAGCUAUCGUUAGCUGUCUCAGCACUUGGUACUCUUGAAUACCCCCAUCUGUUCCCAACUCCGCCGAGCGUGCCUAGUUUGCCAACUGAUCGCACGUCCCCUCAUGCAGACACUGUCAGUGAUUCAUGCUCACCUGCUGUGUCGACCCCAUACUCCCGACGAACAGACUCUUUGAUCACGUAUAAUGAGGAUCAAAGCUGGUAUUACUAUCUCACCGAGAUUGCCCUGCGUCGUAUCGGGAACCGCGUUUUGAACACCUUUUACAAAGAUGGUUUCAUGUCGUGGCUCAAUCUAUCCCCGCAAGCCAUUUCUGGGAUGAUUAAUAUAGCCAAACAAUUUGACGACGAGAUCCUUCAAAGAAUAGACGGACUUCCGGAUUCUCUGCGGUCUGAUCACGCAGACAUGAGCGCAAGCUCGCCUGGAGAACUUGCUCAUGUCGUACGAGCACGAGUUGUUGAGAUCCAAAACUGGUUGUGCCGGCCAUUCCUAUUCUAUGCUAUUCAUAACCCGGCACAUGACAUUCUUCAAGAAGCGAUUCGACCCUUUGUAGACAGAGCAUUGCGAUAUGCUGUUCGUGUCAUACGAAAAAACAUGGCAUCUAUUGAUGUUGAAGACGUCCUGUCGAAGUUGACUACGAGAGAGAAAGUGGAGCUUCUAUCUGGGACCGACUUUUGGCAUACUAAGGCAUUCCCCAAAUACGGAGUACCCUCACUGCGGCUAUCAGAUGGCCCAAAUGGUGUUCGCGGGCAGCGAAACUUCUGUGGAACACCUGGAGCAGUACUCCCCUGUGGCACAGCUCUUGGAGCGACAUGGGAUCAAGAUCUUCUGUUCCGAGCCGGCAAAUUGAUGAGCGAUGAGGGCAAGGCGAAGGGAGCACACGUGAUCCUAGGGCCAUGCAUCAACAUGCAACGAGGACCACUUGGUGGACGGGGAUUUGAGUCAAUCUCUGAAGACCCUGUUCUGUCCGGGCUUAUCGCAGCCGCGCUGACUGCUGGGAUACAAAGCGAAGGCUUGGUGGCUUGCAUCAAACACUUCGUUUGCAAUGAUCAGGAACACAAAAGAAAUACAUAUGAUGCAUUGAUAACAGAGCGAGCCUUACGAGAGAUCUACUUGCGACCUUUCCAAAUAGCCGCGAGGGACUCGAAGCCGGGAUGUUUUAUGACUUCUUAUAACAAAGUCAACGGCGUACAUGUAAGUGAGAACAAGAAAUUGUUACAAACAACUCUCAGGGAUGAGUGGGGCUUCGAUGGCGUCGUAAUGAGUGACUGGUUUGGUACUUACUCAACAUCUGCAGCCGUAAAUGCUGGGAUGGAUUUGGAGAUGCCGGGUCCAACACGCUUCAGGGGUAACGCUUUAGGACACGCGAUUUCGUGUGGCAAGGUCUCACUCGAAGUUUUGGAUGACCGAGCCCGAGCAAUGUUGAGUCUAGUAAAUCGAUGUGCUGCUUCAGGUGUCAAAGAAAGGGCAGAAGAGAUAGAGCUCAAUACCUCAGAGACCAGCUCGUUACUCCGCAAACUUGCCACCGACAGCACCGUGUUGCUGAAGAACGACAACAAUCUCUUGCCCCUGUCAAAGUCCAAAACGAUCGUGGUCAUUGGACCCAAUGCUAAGGUGUCUACGUUCUGUGGGGGUGGAUCAUCGGCCCUGGCACCAUACUACGCGAUCACUCCCUACGAGGGUAUUGUCUCGAAGACAAAUUGCAAAGAAGUUCCGUUUACAGUUGGAGCUUAUUCACAUAAGGAACUGCCGCUUUUAGGUCCCAGCCUGAGAACCGCAGACGGGCAAAUUGGCGUCAGCUUCAGCGCUUAUCUUGAACCACCGACUGUCGGCAACAGCCGGGAACGAGUUGACUACAAAAUUGUGAAGAAGACUGAUAUGUUCAUGUUUGACUACGUGUGCCCGAAAGAUACAAAAGGUAUCUGGUAUGCAGACAUUGAAGGGUCUCUGACCCCUGAUAUGGAUGGCGACUUCGAGUUAGGUCUGUGUGUUUAUGGAACGGCCAAAUUAUACGUGGACGGGAAUUUGAUCAUCGAUAAUGAGUCAAAGCAAAGGCAAGGGACGGUGUUUUUUGGUAACGGUACUCUGGAAGAAAUCGGUGAAAUUUCAGUGAAAAAGGGACAAACGUACCACCUUAAAGUUGAGUACGCCAGCGCGGCAACAAAUAAACUCGGAGGCGGCGGUGUUAUACGAUUUGGCGGUGGAGGCGUUCGGAUUGGCGGAGCUUACAAAAUCGACCCAAUGGAAGAAAUUAGCCGUGCCGUUGAGUUGGCAAAGAAGGCAGACCAAGUAGUCGUUUGCGCCGGUCUCAACGCGGAUUGGGAAGGUGAAGGCAAUGAUCGUCAAGACAUGUUGCUCCCAGGGCAUCUCAACACGCUUAUAUCUAGAGUCGCAAAGAGCAAUCCUAACACGGCCAUUGUCAUCCAAGCAGGAAGUCCAGUGGAGAUGCCGUGGAUAGAUGACGUCGCGUCCGUAAUCCAUGCCUGGUACGGCGGCAACGAGUGCGGAAAUGCAAUCGCGGACGUCCUCUUCGGCGAUGUGAACCCCAGCGGCAAAUUGUCUCUCAGCUUCCCUCGCCGUGUCAAAGACAACCCGACUUAUUUGAAUUUCCGUAGCGAGCGAGGCCGUACACUGUACGGCGAAGAUGUUUAUGUAGGCUACCGGUAUUAUGAGGCUGUGGACCAAGGGGUCCUCUUCCCGUUCGGCCAUGGUCUGAGCUACACGACGUUCUCUUUUUCGGAUUUGCACGUCACCAAUGAUCCAGCAACGGGUGUUCUGCGAGUAUCUUGCUCGAUUAAAAAUACGGGCAGCGUAUCGGGCGCCGAGGUCGCGCAGGUAUAUAUCACACAACACAAUCCGUCAAUUCGCCGACCCGUCAAGGAAUUGGUAGGUUUCAAAAAGGUUUUCUUACAGCCUGGCGAGGAGCAGGUCGUGACAAUCGAGAUGCAAACUAAGUAUGCCGCGAGCUUUUGGGAUGAACACCGAGAUAAGUGGAUUGUAGAAAAGGAUAAGUAUGAUAUUCUGGUUGGUAACUCUAGUGCUUUGGCCGCAGACUCUGGAGAUGGGACUGUCUUGAAGGGAGGUUUCGAGGUGGAUAAGACUUGGUGGUGGAAAGGUUUAUAG